Mugil cephalus (flathead mullet) is the source of this 1020-nucleotide messenger RNA. RefSeq names its product collagen alpha-1(X) chain-like. The record is from RefSeq and is a predicted model, not a curated record. The transcript has 5 exons. Gene Ontology annotation, molecular function: protein binding. The coding region runs from base 44 to 706 and encodes 220 amino acids. Lineage: Eukaryota; Metazoa; Chordata; Actinopteri; Mugiliformes; Mugilidae.
UGUUAGUGCUGUUCAGCUGUAGGCUGAGAAGAGAGACACCAAGAUGAGCUCCCUUUUUGCAACUGUGACUGUGCUGUGCAUAACCACGUUGGCUAUUGUAAGCCCAGUGGAAAUGAACCCCCGUCUCGCAGAACCCAGACAACAGGGGAGUGCUGUUCUUUUUUUCGCCACCUGCCAAGGAGAGCUGAGAGAGAUCCUUUUCAACCCAGUGAUCUUCAACCAGGUGUUGGUGAACCAGGGCUCUGGCUAUAACAAUCAAACGGGUAUUUUCACUGCGCCACUCGCUGGCAUCUACCAGUUUGUGUUCGCCGCCCAGCUGUGCCGCGGAGAACUCAACAACCACUGGUCCUUCGUUGUCAACUACAAAGAGCUAAUGGCCUGCCAUGCUCAGGUUUCUGGUGGUGCCACAGUCAUCAACACUUGUUACUUCAUGGCAGAACUUCAGGAAAAUGACAAAGUGUGGAUAAAACAAAGAGCAGGAUCAUGUGCCUGGGCUAGCUCUCGCUCCAAAACUAUCAACUUCUCUGGCAUCCUGCUGGCGAGUGAGGGUGCUUCCAUGUUGGGAGAAAAGUAUGGCUCUGGCUACUCCUGUCCGAUUCCCAGUUUUAACCAUAACAUGAACACGCUGACUGACAACGCAGACCAGAGUUUUGCACUGUCUAGUAUGUCUCUGCUGGUUUCUCUUGCAUUAACCUUGUGUAUGUGAUUGUGUUUCAUUCUGUUCCUGUUAUCGAUGACCUGGCCACACUUCCACAAAGACUCACUCCCAUUUUUAUUUCAUUUAUACUACGCUCUGUUUUACCUCCACCAGGUACAAAGACAUGUUUGAUUACACACUGUACUUUUUCCUCUAAUCUCAUGGUCCGAAAGCUUUACAGAGCGGUUAGCAUGGCAACUAGACAUCAUGAUGUCAUAUCCUGUUCUAUAGCAUCAACUAACUGACACAUCAUCAUAUUAUUAACUAAUCAAAAUGACUGAAACCAUCCUUGGAAAAAAUAAAAAUAAAAUUUUUGACAUGCA